Messenger RNA from Drosophila erecta, 2489 nucleotides. It is a transcript of the gene not, whose product is annotated as ubiquitin carboxyl-terminal hydrolase nonstop. Bases 659 to 2149 code for a protein of 496 amino acids. NCBI's taxonomy places the organism in Eukaryota, Metazoa, Arthropoda, Insecta, Diptera, Drosophilidae. The record is from RefSeq and is a predicted model, not a curated record. Gene Ontology annotation, molecular function: cysteine-type deubiquitinase activity; zinc ion binding. Gene Ontology annotation, biological process: protein deubiquitination. The transcript is spliced from 5 exons.
GUCUUCCACCAACACAUAUGAGCGUGUGCGUGUGUGUGUGUGCGUGCGUGCAGUGCGAAAUAGAAACAAGAAAAGCAAGCGAAAAAUCACAGAAAUUCACAAAGAAAAGCCCAAAUAGUUUCAGAAUUGGGCCGCCCGGCGAGGAACCGCAAAAGUGGCCAAAAUUCGGCGAAAACAGCGCAAGUGUGACAAAGCAUUCGUGCCGCUGCAGUCGUCGGCGAAACGGGCGAAAACAAAAGAGAAUAGUGUUGAUAGUAAUACGAGCGUAUUUAGCAGCAGCAGCAGCAGCGGCAGCAGCAGUGGCCGGAGCAGCGGCAGCGGUAGGGGAACGGAACGGUGGGCGGUGGGUGCGGAAGCGGGCCGGGGAACGGCCGAGAACGAAACAGCAGCAGCGGCAGCAGCAGCAGCAGCGGCAGCAACAACAAAUGCCGGUCGCUUUAUCACCGCCGAUCUAAUCAAAACAGUUAACAGCGACAAGCAGCAGCGAGCCAGAGCAGCAAAGGGCCACAGGGAUGCGAAAAACCCCCUAGAUGCCACCAAACAUCUGCGCCUAUCGGAUUGCUUGCGUACCGUGCAAAAACUUGCUAUUGAACUUGAGAGCGCCGACGCCGGCAGCGACGCCAGCGCCAACGCCAACGCCGACGCCAGCAGCGCCGUCAUGUCCGAGACGGGCUGUCGGCACUACCAGAGCUACGUGAAGGAGCACAGCUACGAUACAUUCCGUGUCAUCGACGCCUACUUCGCUGCCUGCGUCAACAGAGAUGCGCGCGAGCGAAAGGCUAUUCACUGCAGCUGCUUCGAGUGCGGCAGCUACGGCAUCCAGUUGUACGCCUGUCUGCACUGCAUCUACUUCGGAUGUCGAGGGGCCCACAUCACGAGUCACCUGCGAUCCAAGAAGCACAAUGUGGCCCUGGAGCUGUCCCACGGAACGCUCUACUGCUACGCCUGCCGAGAUUUCAUCUACGACGCGAGGAGCCGGGAGUAUGCGCUGACCAACCGCAAGCUGGAAGCCAAGGAUCUCCAGAAGAGCAUCGGCUGGGUGCCGUGGGUGCCCACGGCCAAGGAGACCAAUCUGCUGCUGGCCAACGCAAGGCGUCGACUGGUGCGGCCCAAUCAAACGAUCGGACUGAGGGGUCUGCUCAAUCUGGGGGCCACUUGCUUCAUGAACUGCAUCGUCCAGGCUCUGGUUCAUACGCCCCUGCUUAGCGACUACUUCAUGUCAGAUCGCCACGACUGCGGCAGCAAGUCCUCGCCCAAGUGUCUCGUUUGCGAAGUUUCGCGUCUCUUCCAGGAGUUCUAUUCUGGCUCCCGUUCGCCGUUGUCGCUGCACCGGCUACUGCAUUUAAUCUGGAACCAUGCGAAGCACUUGGCCGGCUACGAGCAGCAGGACGCGCACGAGUUCUUCAUCGCCACACUGGACGUGCUGCAUCGGCACUGCGUGAAGGCAAAGGCGGAGCACGAUAGCAAGAGCAACAGCUCUGGCACGGGAAGUGGCACUAAUUCGAGCAACUCGAGCAGCUCGCAUUGCUAUGGCCAGUGUAAUUGCAUCAUCGACCAGAUCUUCACGGGCAUGCUGCAGAGCGAUGUGGUGUGCCAGGCCUGCAACGGAGUGUCCACCACCUACGAUCCCUUUUGGGACAUUUCGCUGGACCUGGGCGAAACAACAACGCAUGGUGGUGUUACCCCAAAAACGCUGAUAGACUGCCUGGAGCGGUAUACACGGGCCGAGCAUCUCGGAUCGGCCGCCAAAAUCAAGUGCUCCACCUGCAAAUCCUACCAGGAGUCCACCAAACAGUUCAGCUUGCGCACUCUGCCCAGCGUGGUGUCCUUCCAUCUGAAACGCUUCGAGCACUCUGCUCUCAUCGAUCGCAAGAUCUCCUCGUUCAUUCAAUUCCCCGUGGAGUUCGACAUGACACCCUUUAUGUCCGAAAAGAAGAAUGCCUAUGGGGACUUCCGGUUCUCUUUGUACGCCGUGGUCAAUCACGUGGGCACCAUCGACACCGGACACUAUACGGCCUAUGUGCGCCACCAGAAGGACACGUGGGUCAAGUGCGAUGAUCAUGUGAUAACGAUGGCGUCGCUCAAGCAGGUGCUGGACAGCGAGGGUUAUUUAUUGUUCUACCAUAAAAACGUGCUGGAAUACGAGUGAGAAAAUGCGCUGAGCUCGAAUAAAGCGACUGUAUCCCUCAAAAACAAAACCCACAAGCAGAAGCCAAUGCAUUACGAAUUCCGAAUAAACACAAAAUACAGACAAGGACGCGGCAGCGCUUACAUAUUAAGUAAUCUUAACACAAACCGUAUCCAAUCCUAUAAUCUGAGUGCUAAUUCGAUUGGGGUUGUUCAAGCUCACAAACUCAGAACAUUGGAACAGUAGAGAACAAACAAGAAAUUAUUGAAAAAUGUAUUCUGAACACUCGAUUUGCGGAGAUAACCGUUUUGCUCUAAGUAUUUCAAAUCCAUAAUACUAAAAUCAAAAACCAACAGAAAAA